This is a messenger RNA of Penaeus vannamei (Pacific white shrimp), 423 nucleotides long. RefSeq lists its product as uncharacterized. Lineage: Eukaryota; Metazoa; Arthropoda; Malacostraca; Decapoda; Penaeidae. The record is from RefSeq and is a predicted model, not a curated record.
CCUCCGAACAAGUCCUAACUCCAACAUGAAAACUUCUUUUGCUCUGCGCGCCGCUCUGCUGGUGGUGGUGAUGCUGGCGGUGGUGUCCAUGGUGGCGGCCCACCCUGAGCCUGGGUAUGGCAGGGGUCAUGGUGGCUAUGGGUAUGGUGGCCACGGCGGAGGUCAUGGUGGAUAUGGCUACGGCGGAUAUGGUGGCUACGGCCAUGGCAGAGGACACGGCGGUUAUGGCUAUGGUGGUUAUGGACAUGGCCGGUAGAAAUACAUGAGAUGAAGUAUUUCUUACAUAUAUGAAGAAAGUUAUUACUAUCUCAGAAAUCUGCAUAUCGAAUGUCAUAUGAUUUAGAUUUUGAUAAGAUGGCGAUGGUUGGAUUACUAUAAAACGAGAAGUUUGUUGUAUAGAGUAUAUAUUAAAAUAAAAUUCAG